Molecule: messenger RNA, 2510 nt
Organism: Owenia fusiformis
Lineage: Eukaryota; Metazoa; Annelida; Polychaeta; Sabellida; Oweniidae
Source: the annotation of a GenBank genome assembly
AUGUUCACAUCUGAAAUUUCAAGGAUUCCCCUCGUCAAGAAGAUAAGCGUUACAGAUGGACGAUUCCAAGCAGGGGAGCUUCAUCAAGAAACCAUUACUUUUACUGGCCAUUAUUGUCUUGGUUCUUGGCUUCAAGUGGGAGAUCUGGGACAAUUAGGGAACAUGUUAGGAAUAGCAUCAGAGAUCAACAUGACCAGGAUACUUAUUACGCACUUUGCUGUUGCUAUAGAUACAGGACGCUACAAAGACUACCAGUUCAUGGACAUCACUGACACAAAGUUUGGCGACAUCCCUGUUAGGAUAUACCGACCCCCAAAGUUGCCAUCCAACGGGCCCGCAAUGAUGUUCUUCCAUGGUGGGGGAUUUGCUUUUAUGAACCUAGACACACACGAUAUCUUCCCUAGAACUAUCUCUAAACGUCUUAACAUGCUCGUGGUCUCAGUAGACUAUAGAAGAACACCAGAGCAUCCCUCUCCUGCUGGCUUCCAUGAUUGCCUCAAUGCUACCAUACACCUUAUGAGGCAUGCUGAAGAACUGGACAUCGACUCCAGGCGUAUUGCGGUAGCAGGUGACAGCGCUGGUGGUAACCUAGCAACAACAGUAGCCAUUGCUCUUCGUGACAUGGCAGAUCCAACUCUCCCAGAUCUUAAGAUACAGGUCAUGAUUUACCCAACGGUGCAGGUAGCGAAUAUAAUGACACCAUCGUGUCAAGAGAACUUCAAUGACCCAAUGCUCACUACCAUUGCCGGAGCAAUAUUUGCACUUUACCGAUGUGACCCCAAGAAAGUGAAAUAUGCCCCUUUGUUUAUUAAUAACAAUCACACGACACCGGCAUUGAAGAAGAAACUCUCUAAAUAUAUGCCAUAUGAAGCACUUCCAUAUAAGGUCAAACCAGGCUUUGUCCAACCAGACGAUACGCUUGGCGAUCAUGAAAUAUCGCGCAUAUUGGAGUCGUGCAUUAUGGACCAUCUGUUAUCUCCUUUGUUCAUAGAGGACCUUAGUAGACUACCUAUCUCCUAUAUGAUGACGGUUGAGUAUGAUGUUUUGAGAGAUGAAGGAUAUUGUACGCACUCAUUCUACGGAGAUGAAUUUGUACCUGCUAACUACAUCACACGCAAUGAUCAAGUACGCAGUAAGUACUCAUUCUACGCAGAUGAAUUUGCACCUGCUAACUACAUCACACUAAAUGAUCCAAUACGCAUCCUGGAAUUUAGGAAUUCACAGCGAGGAGUACAUAAGAUGGGUGAUUCCAAACAGGGGAGCAUGAUUAAGAAGCCAUUAUUUUUACUGGCCAUUAUUGUGCUGAUUCUUGGCUUCAAGUGGGCCAAUGACGUCACUCUGCAAGAAGGUGUUGGGGAAAGAUGGAAGCUCCAUCUUUUGGCAGCAUCCAUCAAUGUAGUCAAAGAUCUUGCGACGUUAGGGAACAUGUUAGGAAUAGCAUCAGAGAUCAACAUGACCAGAACACUUAUUACGCACUUCGCUGUUGCCAUAGAUACAGGCCGUUACAAAGACUACCAGUUCAUGAACAUCACUGAUACAAAGUUUGGCGAUAUCCCUGUUAGGAUAUACCGACCCCCAAAGUUGCCAUCCAACGGCCCUGCAAUGAUGUUCUUCCACGGAGGAGGGUUUGCGUUCAUGAAUCCGGACACCCACGAUAUCUUUCCUAGAACCAUCUCCAAACGUCUUAAUAUGCUAGUGGUCUCAGUUGACUAUAGAAGAACACCAGAGCACCCCUCUCCUGCUGGCUUCCAUGAUUGCCUCAAUUCUACCAUACACCUUAUGAGGCAUGCUGAAGAACUGGACAUCGACUCCAGACGUAUUGCAGUGGCAGGUGACAGCGCUGGUGGUAACCUAGCAACAACAGUAGCCAUUGCUCUUCGUGACAUGGCAGAUCCAACUCUCCCAGACCUUAAGAUACAGGUCAUGAUUUACCCAACGAUGCAGGAAGCCGAUAAAAUGACACCCUCGUGCCAACAGAACUUCUACGACCCAAUGCAUACUACUAUUGCAGGAGCAUUAUUCGCGCUAUACCGAUGUGACGUAGAGAAAGUAAAAUAUGCUCCCUUGUUUAUCAAUAACAAUCACACUACACCCGCAUUGAAGAAGACACUUUCUAAAUAUAUGCCAUAUGAAGCACUUCCAUAUAAGGUCAAGCCAGGAUAUGUCCAACCCGAUGACACACUUGGUGAUCAUGAAAUAUCGCGCGUAUUGGAGUCGUGCAUUAUGGAUCCUCUAUUAUCUCCUUUGUUUAUAGAGGACCUUAGUAGACUACCUAUCUCCUAUAUGAUGACGGUUGAGUAUGAUGUUUUGAGGGAUGAAGGACAUUGGUACGCAAUGAGACUGAAAGAGGCGGGGAAUAAGGUCACACAUACACACAUACACGAUGGCUUCCAUAGCAUAACUACUCUCUUUGAAGGCAUUUUUACAUUUGAUUCUGGAAUAAGAGCUGUAAAUGAUUUAACUUCGUUUCUUAAACAGAAUUUGUAAAACAAUUUUACAUAUCAUUUAAA